Galeopterus variegatus (Sunda flying lemur) is the source of this 844-nucleotide messenger RNA. It is a transcript of the gene ETFA, whose product is annotated as electron-transfer-flavoprotein, alpha polypeptide. The annotation marks the transcript as partial. Gene Ontology annotation, cellular component: mitochondrion. Gene Ontology annotation, molecular function: electron transfer activity; flavin adenine dinucleotide binding. The transcript has 8 exons. The record is from RefSeq and is a predicted model, not a curated record. NCBI's taxonomy places the organism in Eukaryota, Metazoa, Chordata, Mammalia, Dermoptera, Cynocephalidae.
CUGGCGGAGGCUGUGCUCCUUGGCCGGGCUCGGGGCUGCUGUGAGGCCGAGGGUGCGGCUGGAGCACAGACCAUGUUCCGAGCGGGGGCUCCUGGGCACCUCCGGCGGGCGGCCUCAUUGCUACGAUUUCAGAGUACCCUGGUAAUAGCUGAGCAUGCAAAUGAUUCUCUAGCACCCAUUACUUUAAAUACCAUCACUGCAGCCAAACAUGUUGGAGGUGAAGUGUCCUGCUUAGUAGCUGGAACCAAAUGUGACAAGGUGGCACAAGAUCUCUGUAAAGUAGCAGGUGUAGCAAAAGUUCUGGUGGCUCAGCAUGAUGCAUACAAAGGCCUCCUUCCAGAGGAACUGACACCAUUGAUUUUGGCAACUCAGAAGCAGUUCAAUUACACACACAUCUGUGCUGGAGCAUCUGCCUUUGGAAAGAACCUUUUGCCCAGAAUAGCAGCCAAACUUGAUGUCGCCCCAAUUUCUGACAUCAUUGAGAUCAAGUCACCUGACACAUUUGUGAGAACUAUUUAUGCAGGAAAUGCUUUAUGUACAGUGAAGUGUGAUGAGAAAGUGAAGGUGUUUUCUGUCCGAGGAACAUCUUUUGAAGCUGCGGCAACAAGUGGAGGUAGUGCCAGUUUAGAAAAUGCAUCAAGUACCUCACCAGUAGGAAUAUCAGAGUGGCUUGACCAGAAAUUAACAAAAAGUGAUCGACCAGAGCUAACCGGUGCCAAAGUGGUGGUAUCUGGUGGUCGGGGUUUGAAGAGUGGAGAGAACUUUAAGUUAUUAUAUGACUUGGCAGAUCAACUACAUGCUGCAGGUAAAGUUACUUUCCUUAGCAGAAAGAUGUUCUUUUUAU